AUGAGGUGCCUCCUGCUCGCCCUCUGCGUCGCCCUCGUGUGCGGCGCCCAGGACCUCUUCGUGCCCCAGACCGGGGAGGACCUGGACGUCCAGAAGAUGGCCGGGACCUGGUACUCCGUGGCCAUGGCGGCCAGCGACCUGGCCCUGCUCAGCACCCAGAGCGCCCCCCUGAGGCUGUACGUCCAGGAGCUGAGGCCCACGGCCCAGGCCGACAUGGAGCUCAUGAUGCACAGAUGGGAGGACGGCAGUUGUGUCCAGACCAAGAUCUUGGCGGAGAAAACCGAGGUCCCCACCGAGUUCAAGAUCAACAGCCUGGGGGACAGCAAGGUGCACGUGCUGGACACCGACUACGAGAACUUCGCCUUCCUGUGCCUGGAGAACGCCGGCCCCUCCAAGCAGAGCCUGGCCUGCCAGUACCUGGCCCGGACCCCGAAGGUGAACAAGGCGGCCAUGGAGCAGUUCAACGAGGCCAUGAAGCUGCUGCCCAUCCACAUCCAGAUGGUCUUCACCCCGGCCCACGUGGAAGAGAGGUGCCGUAUGUGA
Molecule: messenger RNA, 543 nt
Organism: Pipistrellus nathusii (Nathusius's pipistrelle)
Lineage: Eukaryota; Metazoa; Chordata; Mammalia; Chiroptera; Vespertilionidae
Source: the annotation of a GenBank genome assembly